Notolabrus celidotus (New Zealand spotty) is the source of this 553-nucleotide messenger RNA. RefSeq names its product cytosolic iron-sulfur assembly component 2A (gene ciao2a). The transcript has 4 exons. Bases 116 to 538 code for a protein of 140 amino acids. NCBI's taxonomy places the organism in Eukaryota, Metazoa, Chordata, Actinopteri, Labriformes, Labridae. The record is from RefSeq and is a predicted model, not a curated record.
CUCCCUCAGACUGCAGCCUGACUGUGUGCCCCUGUGUUUACAGAUCUGAUGAGGCUGCGCGCGCAGCUUCCUGCUCUAUGUUGUCCUGCUCCUCUAUGAUGGCGGUCUCUGAGAGAUGGACUUAGUGUCCAGCCUCGUGUCUCUGACGGUCUCUAAGGUCUUACAGGGUUCAGGUCUCUGGGGGGUCCGGGAUGAGCUGAAGAGGAAGAGGAUGGAGGAGAAAGCGUUAGAAGUGUACGAUGUGAUCCGAUCGAUCCGGGACCCGGAGAAGCCCAACACCCUGGAGGAGCUGGACGUGGUGACGGAGAAAUGUGUGGAGGUCCAGGAGCUCGGGGAGGACGAGUUCCUCAUCAUCAUCAAGUUCUCUCCCACCGUGCCUCACUGCUCUCUGGCCACUCUGAUCGGACUGUGCUUACAAGUGAAGCUGCAGAGAUGUCUUCCUUUCAAACACAAGCUGGAAAUUUAUAUUUCAGAGGGAACUCAUUCCACCGAGGAGGACAGUGAGUCUGCUUUACUCUUCUCUGAACCGUUCCUUUAAUAAGAAUCUGUCUGA